AUGUCGUCACCGGAGGGGAAACGAUUAGAGGAAGAAUUAUCGUACCCAAUUCUGAUAGCAGAACGAGUUCGCUCAGCGAUAGAAGAAACCGACUCAUUCAAACUCGAGUGUUCCGAAGUCUGGAAACAAGUCGAACGCCUCCUCCAAAUGCUCCGAACAGUUGUCCGAUUCGCCGCCACUUCGCCGCUUUACGAGCGUCCCGUCCGACGAGUAACCGCUGAUACGGCGAAGAAUCUAGAACGCGCUUUGACUUUGGUCAGAAAGUGUAAGCGCCGUAGCAUCCUCCACCGUGUUGUUACCAUCGUUAGCGCCGCGGAGUUUCGGAAAGUUCUGAGUCACCUCGACGCCUCCGUGGGAGAUAUGAAGUGGCUUUUAAGCAUCCUCGACGGUGAAGGUGGUGUCAAUUUGGCGCUUCCUCCGAUUGCGAGUAACGACCCUAUUCUUUCUUGGGUAUGGUCUUUUAUUGCUUCGAUUCAAAUGGGUCAAUUGAAUGAUAAAAUCGAAGCGGCGAAUGAACUUGCUUCAUUAGCACAAGAUAAUGAUAGGUAUCAGAAGAUUAUUGUUGAGGAACAAGGUGUUCCACCCCUUUUGAAGCUUCUGAAAGAAGCUGCUUCACCUGCUGCUCAAAUUGCAGCUGCAACUUGUUUGUGUCAUUUGGCGAAUGAUUUGGAAAGGGUUAGGGUUAUUGUGAAUGAAGUUGGAGUUCCUGCUGUUGUUCAGGUUCUUGCCGAGUCGCCAAUUAGGGUUCAAACCCUAGCUUCUAAUUUAGUUGCUAGGAUGGCUAGACAUGAUCCUGUUGCGCAGGAGGACUUCGCGAGGGAGAACGCGAUUAGACCGCUUGUUACGCUUUUAUCGAUGGAUACUACUGUGGAUGAGCAGCCGGGUAAUAAUGGUAGGCAGAGUAUUCAUUCUAUUUUUCAGAUUAAUAAGGAGUUAGGGAAGAGAACUGAUUAUAUGCCUGGUAAUAGUAGUAAACAGUUUUCGAAUUCGUAUUCAAAUUCCUAUCAUUAUACCGAGGGGAGUAGUCGUGGAGGGAAUUAUAGGAAGGAGAGGGAAAAUGUGGAUCCGGUUGUGAAGCUUCAGCUUAAAAUUAGCUGUGCCGAGGCGUUGUGGAUGCUUGCAGCGGGGAGUGUGUCGAAUAGUAGGAAGAUAACUGAGACGAAAGGGAUGCUUUGUUUGGCUAAGAUUAUUGAGAAGGAACAGGGAGAGUUGCAGCAGAACUGUUUGAUGACUAUUAUGGAGAUAACGGCUGCGGCUGAGUCCAAUGCUGAUCUUCGACGUGCUGCGUUUAAGACCAACUCACCUCCUGCUAAAGCUGUUGUGGAACAGCUCUUGAGGAUAAUCAAAGAGGUUGACAGUCCGUCAAUGCAAAUUCCGGCGAUAAAGUCUAUUGGUUCAUUGGCUAGAACGUUUCCUGCUAGAGAGACUCGAGUAAUAGAACCCCUUGUAGCACAACUGAGUAAUAGGGACAUGAAUGUAGCAGAUGAAGCAGCCAUUGCUCUUACCAAGUUUGCGUGUCCUGAUAAUUUCUUAUAUAUUGAGCAUUCUAAGAAAAUAAUCGAAUUUGAUGCAGUCCCAGCAGUGAUGAAGCUUUUGAGGAAUAACGAUGUUAACCAGAUGUAUCAUGGUCUAACUCUCCUUUGCUACCUUGCACUACAUGCUGGAAGCAGUGAGUCCUUGGAACAAGCAAGGGUGCUGUUGGCUCUAGAGGGUGCAGAUAAAACGAUUCUUCCUCAGCAUAUAAGGGAUUUGGUAUCCAAAGCAAUUGUCCACCUCAAUUUGUAUCAUGCUGGAAGGAAUUCUCAACCAUUGUCGUAUAUGCCUUGA
Lathyrus sativus (Indian pea) is the source of this 1827-nucleotide messenger RNA. The record is from the annotation of a GenBank genome assembly. NCBI's taxonomy places the organism in Eukaryota, Viridiplantae, Streptophyta, Magnoliopsida, Fabales, Fabaceae.